GACUGGAUCAUUGCACCCGAGGGCUAUGCCGCCUACUACUGUGGUGGAGAGUGUGCCUUCCCCCUCAACGCCCAUAUGAACGCUACCAACCAUGCCAUUGUGCAGACACUGGUGAGUUCUCCAAGAAGGCUUAUAAACUGCUGAGCGCUAACAAAGCUCCAAAGGUGACAUAAUUGGCCCUUCAAAGGGAAUAAGUGACCUUUGAAAUCUUUUCGUCGACUUCUGACCUUGUCGUCGUCUCCCAGGUCCACCUCAUGAACCCGGAGAAUGUGCCCAAGCCCUGCUGCGCGCCCACCAGGCUGCACGCCAUCUCUGUGCUCUACUUCGACGACAACUCCAACGUCAUCCUGAAGAAGUACAAGAACAUGGUGGUCAGGGCCUGUGGUUGCCACUGA
Messenger RNA from Coregonus sp. 'balchen', 395 nucleotides. The record is from the annotation of a GenBank genome assembly. NCBI's taxonomy places the organism in Eukaryota, Metazoa, Chordata, Actinopteri, Salmoniformes, Salmonidae.